Molecule: messenger RNA, 6664 nt
Organism: Closterium sp. NIES-67
Lineage: Eukaryota; Viridiplantae; Streptophyta; Zygnematophyceae; Desmidiales; Closteriaceae
Source: the annotation of a GenBank genome assembly
CCAAGGCUCAUCCCUCCUGGACUGCAGUUAGAUGCUUGAUAGGCCGUCCAUUGCACCUUAGAUGCCUAGUAGGUCAAGUCUCUGACCCUUAGCACCUGAAUACGUGAAUUCGGAGCUCCUGAGGUCCUGCGUAGUUUUCGCAAAGAUUUCUGUCGACGAUUUCGUCGAAUUCAUUUGCUGGUUCGCUCGCAUCUGACCCUUCCAUGCAUCGAUCCGCGGGCCCUUUUCAUCCUGCCUGCACUUAUGCGUUGGAGUCUUGAACCCCUCCGUCGAGUCCUAUUCAUCGCGCUGCGGUUGUGCCUCGUGUGUCGUGAGUGAACCCGCGUCUCGCGGUGGACGUUAAGCCGGCCAUUCAUGGAGCCGUAGAGCCACACGGGUCGCCGGUGCUGCUGAUGCGGCUGUGGGUUGAAUAAGCUGGCGGCGUGACGUCAGGCAGGGACUUCGAAGCCAGCGGUUUGCGUCGCUGCGUGGCGCGCGAGCAUGGCGUCGUCGCGGCUGCCGCCGCACGCCCCGCUGCUGUCAAGAGGCGCGGUGCUGGAGUCGCGGUUCGAGGUGGAGAAGAAGAUCGGCGAAGGCACCUUCAGUAUCCUCCGCGCGUCCCUCCGACCCCUUUCCCCCCCCCACUCCUCUCUUCCCUCCCUUUCCAUCCAGUGGUCGCCCUUACCUCUUUCUCUCUGUCCCCGCUCUUUUGCCCACCUCCUUGAACGGAUCGCUUUUUAAGAGUCAUUGAAGUCGCUCCUUUUAAGCCAUUUCCGCCUGGCAUGUCAUGUGUGUCUCGCUGCUCUCUCCCUGGGCGUCCAGCGCUGCCCAUUCCCUCCCCUGCUCCGUCGCACCCUUCCACGCUCGUUCCUUCUCACCCAUUCGCCAUCUGCCCUUCCACUCUUUCACAUUCCUUGUCGCGAAUCCGCGCCGUCUCGCCCGCUCCGCCUCUCAGCCCGUAUCUCACCCUCCGCAACACCUUAUGCUAGCCUUCCUUGACCAGCUGCGCGCACUCCAAUCUUUCCAGGCGAGAUCUACCGCGCGCGGGACACGGUGAGCGGGCGCCACGUGGCAGUGAAGGUGGAGAAGGAGGAGUCUGUGCUCAAGUGGGAGGUGUGGGUGCUGAAGCGACUGCAAGGGUGCCGCGCGGUGUGUGGGUUCGUGCACGCGGGGCAGGUGGACGGGCGCGCGUACGUGGCGAUGGAGCUGCUGGGCCCCAGCCUGUCCGACGUGCGUCGCAAGCUCCCCCACGGCCGCUUCCCCGUCGCCACGCUCACCCGCCUCGCCCUGCAGAUGCUACGCGCGCUGAGGGCCAUGCACGACGAGGGCUUUCUGCACCGCGACGUCAAGCCCUCCAACUUCGCGAUGGGCGUGGGCGAGCGACAGCAGCAGUGCUUCGUGAUCGACUUUGGCAUCUGCAAGCGCUUCCGCUCCUCCUCUGGCGACCUGCAGCCCGCACGCCAGGUGGCGCAGUUCAGAGGGUCCACGGCCUAUGCGUCCGCACACUCGCACCUGCUCAUGGACCUGGGGCGGCGGGACGACCUGUGGUCGCUGUUCUACGUGCUCGUGGAGUUUCUCGAGGGCGAGCUGCCCUGGCGCCACGUCACCGAGAAGGAGCGGGUGAAGGAGAUGAAGCUGCAUUUUUUUUACCACCCGGACCAGAUGACCAAGUCCGUGCCCUUCCCACACGAGCUCUCCGCGUUUGCGGAGCACCUGCAGGUGCUGGAGUACGGGGACAAGCCCGACUACGCGUACCUGCAGCACCUGCUCACCGCGUGGAACGCACGCUGCGGAGAGGGCCACCUCCACCAGGACGGCGAGGGUGCUGCCGACGACGCCCACACGGCGCUGCCGCUCCCGCCAGUGCCCACUGCCAACGGACACACCCACUCACCCUCACUCCAUGAUGCUGCUGCUGCUGCCCCUCCCAUGUCUCAACUCCACGGCACGCCGCACACGUCCCCCCUCACCUCUCCUGCCGUGCCGCCCGCACUGCCCUCUCCACCACCACCUGCCAUCGCUGCUCCACCCCUUGAGCUCGCUGGGACGGCUGUGCUGCCAGUGCCGACACUCACAGUAGAAGCGACAGUAGCAGCAGCAGUGGCAGGAGUAAACAUUGCUGCACCAGUUGGCACCAGCCCACCCAUGCCCGUGUCCUCCUCUGCCCCGCUCGCCUCCACCCCUGCCUGUGCCCCCACUGCAUCAGCCCCGCCCAGCCCUAGCGUUCACAGCCCUGCCACCCACACGCCUGCCGUGCAAAGGGCGGCGAGCGCUGCCGUUUGUCCCCCUGCUGCUGCCGCUGCAUCCCAUGGUGCUGCACUGGCCACAGUGCCUGGCGUGGCCGCUGCUGACGCGGCACCGCUUCCACUGGAGGGCGCAGCGGCUGUGGGUAUGGCGCAUGGGCGUGAGCCGUGCGCUGACGCCCUUGAGGCCGGCUCAAGCCCAGACGUGGGGGUGCAGGACAAGGUGCGAGGGUGCAGAGCGGAGGAGGGCGGGAUGCAGGGCGGUGGGAGGAGCCGGGGAAUGGGUGGGGACGGCCGUGGAGCGAGGGGGCAGAGCACUUGCAAUGGUGGCAGUGAUGGCGGCAGCAGCAGCACGACGUCGAGUGUGAGCCACAGCGACAGCAGCGGCAGCAGCUCCAUCAGCAGCAGCGAGGGCAGCAGCGGCAGUGAGGGGGAAGGUAGCAGGGGACGAAGGAGGGAGAGGGAAGGGGGCUUAGUGGGGGUGAGGGAUAGUGAUGUCCGUGUUGCAGGAAAGGGAAGAGGGUAUGACAAGUGCGCUCUUAAGUACCAGCCGCCACAAGGGAGGGGCAUGAGGCAGCAUGGUAGCUGUGGUGCGCAGCAGAGGGGAAGAGGGAGGGCGAGCGCGGAGGACGCAUGUGCAGGCGCGCGGCUCAGGGAGAAGGAAGACGCCAAGGAGGGGCAGCCUUGCUUGGGGGGCGGUGGGGAGGGCGUGACAGGGGGACAGGGCAGCGAGAGGGGCACUGCUGGUGCUGCCAUGGCUGCCGUGGCUGCCGUGGGUCGUGAUGACUCAAGUGGCAGACGCAUGGCAGGGGAGACGAGGAGCGUGCAGGGGAAUGGCCACGCGCCUCACACUCACCAUGCUCCUUGUGGCAGCAGCAGCAGCAGUAGUGGGAGUGACACCCCGAGUAGUGACAGCAGCAGCACGUGCAGCAGCAGCAGCAGCAGUGGCAGCAGCAGUGCGAGCGAUGGGGAGGCGAGUGGCGAGUCUAGGAGCGAUGAGAGUGGCGCUAGCAGCAGCGAGGACGACCCGUCCUGGGGCAGCAGAGGGAGAGGCAGGGGCAGGGCCGGGCGGACCAGAAGGCAACGGCAAGGGGCAGGGGUGGAGGUGCAGGGCAGGCAAAGCAAGAAGAGCGGGGCAGGGGGCAGGAGGAACCGGCCUAGGAGGAGCAGAGGGGGCGGAGGGAAGGAGGCGGGUGGUGGCGCAGCAGACCACGAGGUGAGGGCUGAGUGGGUGAACGGGGCGAUCCCUGUGGUGCUCGCUCUGGCAGCUGCGCCUCUGACGGGUGCUGGGCCCCAUGGGCGGCGAGAGGGCUGUGGUGUGGUGGCAGAGGUGGGGGGGGCGAGGAGAGGCGGCAGUGAGGGCAGGGAUGGGCGCGGUGCAGUGAGGGAAGAGGAAGAGAGGCGGAGCGUGGGACAGGCGCACGUGUUGCAUGAGGGACGUGGAGGGAGAGGAGACGAGGACAGGAGGGGAAGCGGGCAGGGGGCUGGCAGAGAGAGCAAGGAGGGUGAGGUAGGGAAGCACGGGUGGAGGGAGAAGGGGGUGAGCGCGAGUGCAAGUAGGAAUGGGUACGUGGACGUGGCAGCGAGAGGGCAAGCAGAUAGGCAUGGACAAGCGAAUGGGGUGAGGCAGAUGGCCAGCAGCAACGGUGGCAGGCACACAGGGUGCAGGGGCGGAGGGGAAGGCAGGGCGCAGGAAGAGAGGGUGGAAGACGGAAGGCAGCAGGUGAAAGGCAGUGAAGGCGAGAGGAGCAGGGGUGGUGGCAAAUAUGUGGAGAGGGCAAGUGAAGGAAGGGAAAGAGAGACGGAGGGAACGCGUGAUAGAGACGAUAACUGGGCGCACGGCAAGGAGAGGCGGUGGCACAGGGAAAGGGAGAGGCACGGGAGCUGGAAGAGGGAGGAGCGCGAGAGGGAGAAGGGCGGGAAAGGUAGAGAGUGGGAGAGAGAGAAGGAAGGCAGAUGGUCAAAGGAGGGGGAGCGGGCGAUAGAGGAGAGGCGGGUGAGAGCGGCUGAGGUAGGGUAUGGGAAGGCGCAUGUGAGAGGCGUUGAGGCGGUGAGGGCAGCAGAUGAUGGUGCAUGCAAGACUGCUGGUAGCAGGGGGGCGGCGGACGAGCAGCACGAGACGGAGAAGGGGAAGGAGAGGGAGAAGGAGAAUGAGAAGGAGCAGGAGGGCCGAGAUGUGGUGAGGGAAAAGGAUUUGGAAAGGGGGCAGAAGAACAAGGGGGGAGAGAGGGAGGUUUUGAGGGAGAAGAAACCGAAGGAGUGCGUGACUGAGAAUGGAAGGAGGAUUGAGAAGGGGAGAGAGCGGGAGCGAGAGCGAGAGAAUGAGAGAGAAAGAGGGUGGGAGAGUGAGAAAGGGAAGGCACGGGGGAGGGAGAGGGACAGAGGGAGGGAGAGGGAGAGGGAGAGGGAGCAGGAGAGGGAGCGGGAGAGGUUGAAAGGGGAGAGAAGCCUGGAUUGGGACAGUAAAAGGCAAGGUGAGAAGGUGAGGGGCAGUACUGCUGUGGGGGUGGUUGACGGGCGCGAUGAGAAGCAAGGCUCGGCAGAAAGGCGGAGGGAUGGCAGGGCAGAGAGUGCGGCUGGGUGGGGUGAGGCGAGGGAGAGACAGAAGGAGACAAAUUGGGGGGACAGAAAGGUGGACAGAGAGGAGAGGGGGCGGGACAGGGACAGGGAAAGAGAGUGGGAGCGGGAUAAAGAGAGAAUGAGGAACAGGCGGGCAGACAGGGAGGGAAGGGAGAGGGAGCAAGGGAAGGUACGGGAAAGGGAGCGCGGGUUGCAAGCGGUGGAGAGCGGCGGGGCAGUGGGGAGGCGCGAUGAUGGUGGCAGUGCCAUGCGGAGUAGGCAUGAGGCAGCUGAUGCGGCGCGGGACAGGCGGGAUGGCCCAGGGGACAGGGACCGAGACAAGGAGCGCGUUAGGGGGAGGAGCAGGGAGGGGAGCGAGAGGGGAAAUGGGAGGGCAGGGGAGAAGGAGAGGGACAGGGAGAAGGAGAAGGAGGAGAGGGAGGCAGGGAAGGAGAAGGGCCCAAGUGAGGCCACUCGCAGCGGCAACCAUAAUGUGCAGGAGCCCCAGCAGCACCCUCUCCCUCACACUCACUCUCACUCGCACUCCCGCUCGCAUCCUCGCUCCGCGUCCCUGCCCCGUCACCAUGAAGCCACGCCCAGGUCAACCGUUCCACCCUCACCUGCAGCUGCCGCUGCCGCCUCGCCUCACUCAAUCGAUGAGCAAAAGCCUGACUUCACACCUGCUCCUGCUCCUGCUGCUUCUGCUGCCGCAGGCGGCAGCGGUAGUGGCAGCUUGAGUGGUGGCGAGGGCAGGGGCAGGAGGCUGCGCUUGUGUGUGGACUCGCUGCGAUACGGCUGCUGCAAGCACGGGUCCUCCUGCUCCAAAGACCACCCCAAGAGGCGCAGCAGGGACCGCGCCACGUCCGUGUGUCUGGACCACAUGGCCGGCACAUGCCCCUGGCCUGCCGCUCACUGCGUGCGCCAUCACCUCUCCAUCGCCGAGGAGGAGCACUUUUACCGCCGCGGCGUGCUGCCGCCCGAUGCCAUGCAGCCCCACUCCUGGGUGCUGCAGCGCCGCCACCAGCAAGCCGCCCGCCGCCGCCCGCCCCGCCUCGCUGCCGCCCAGACAAGUGGUGAAAACGGCCUGUCUUGGCACGAUGGGGAUGAGCCGCACCCCGCCUCCACCUCGUCCCAGCACGGCAGGGACAGCCCCUGGCAGCACCCGCAGCAGCAGGGGUCGCCAGGUGGGGGAGGCGCAGGGCUGCUGGCGACACCAGUGGGGCUGCUGGCCUCCCCAUCGCCCUCCCCAUCCCUGCUCGGCGCCGCCCCUGCUGGCAUCCCCACCGCACUGCACCACUCUUUGCUCCUCCUCCCACCCCCUGCUGCCUCCUCUGCCUCACCCACCACCCCCAGCACAGCAGCAGCAGCAGCAGCGAGUUGGGCGAGGUGCGACGUGAGCAGAGCUGCCACAGACCCUGCUGCUCCACGUCUUGCUGCUGCCGCCACAGCAGGGGCGGCAGCUGUGCCUUGCGCUGUUGCGCUGCUGCCUGCAGGAGUGGGAACGGACGGCAGCAGGGAGAGGGUGGCCGGUGGGGGGCUGAGGGGGAAGGCAGGGAGGGCGGAGAGGCAGGGCGGCCUAGGGUGAAGGUGAAGGUGACGAUCAACGAGUGGGGCGUGGUGAUUCCCCCACACGCGUUGCACCUGGGGCUCAACAAACGGCGCAAGGUGGACGGCACAGGGCCAGGCUCGGGUGGACAGGGCUUGCCACUUGCCGGUGCCGCAGCAGCAGCAGAAGCAGCAGCAGCACCAAGAGGAGCAGUGGCAGCAGCAGGGGGCGUUGGGCCAUUCUCUUUGCUGGAGCGGCUCCUGCAGCCGUGUAUGGCAGUAGGAGUAGUGGCAGUGCAGGUGGUGCGAGAAUCAGGUGCAGACAGCUCGACGCAGAU